UAUCUUCGAUCGAAACUGAAAAAAAAAGUAAUCUACAGAGAUAAGGAUACGAAUGGUAGGAUAAUUGCAAUUUGUCGAUGUCGAGAUAUCCCGUCGCGACAGGCCUGUCAUCGAGAAAAGAAUGUCUGGAACCAUGGGAUCGCUACUCCCGCUGACUUUGAGGCUGAAACGAAUGAUACAAAUACCAGGAGCUCGGCCAUAAGCUUGACCAUGCUUGCCUUUCAGCUGAUGCAACUACUCCUCCGAAUCCGAAGUUUUGACUGUUGCCUGAUUGUGUUUGUCCGGAUGUUCUCUAUUCUCUAACAUUUGUCGAGCGGUUCCCGGGCUGUCACUAUCCCACACUAUCAGCAUGGACUCAGAAUCUGAGGCUGAGAAGGCGCCUACUGUAGGCGAGAAGGUCCACAAAGAGCCUUCACAGCCGUACGAUACGAUUUACAAUGUUCGUCCUUGGAACAAUUGUCUGAAUCAGUCUGAGAAGAGAUCGAGCACGGUCGAGGAGCAUGACGAUGACCCCGGCCUGCGCAAGCCAGGCGACUAUAAGCAGAAGCAGGUGUUCAAAGGCAAGAUGCUUCUGUGGCUCGCAUAUCAGUCCAUCGGUGUGAUUUAUGGUGAUAUCGGGACCAGUCCGCUUUAUGUCUAUUCAUCGACAUUCAGCGCGCCACCUUCGCGAGAAGAUCUCAUCGGCGUCCUCUCCAUCAUCAUAUGGUCCUUAAUUUUGAUGGUGACUGUCAAAUACAUCUUCAUUGUGCUCCAUGCUGAUAAUGACGGCGAGGGUGGUACAUUCAGCACGUAUUCUCUACUCAGUCGCUAUAUGAAUAUAACCCAUCGCGAUCCUCGAGAAGCCUCGCUUGUCCAGAUGAAAAGACACCUGUCGAACGAUCUUGAAAGAGCCAGCAGAUACGCCAGACAUAGCCUCGAGACAAGCAAGUUUGCAAGGCAUCUUCUGAAAGUGGUAGGCGUAUUGGCGGUUACAAUGGUCCUGGCCGAUGGCCUUCUCACUCCAGCUCAGUCCGUCCUAGGAGCCGUGCAGGGUAUUGAGAUCGUCUCCCCCAACAUUUCCAAAGGCACCGUCAUUGGCGUGACUGAUGCUAUCUUGGUCGUGUUGUUUCUGAUACAACCGCUUGGCAUCACCAAGAUGACGUUUGCAUUUGCGCCAAUCGUGAUUAUCUGGCUGGGUUUUAAUGCUGUGUUUGGCAUCUACAAUCUCGCGCAUUAUGAUGCCGGUGUCUUCAUUGCCUUCAACCCGGGUUACGCCUUCACAUUCCUUGUUCGACAUGGCGAGUCUGGAUGGCGCAUGCUGAGCGGAACCUUGCUCGCCUUCACUGGGGUUGAGGCUCUCUUCGCCGACUUGGGCGCUUUCAGUCGGAAAGCAAUUCAGAUCAGCUGGCUGUGCUACACCUUCCCAUGUCUCCUGUUAGCGUACAUAGGGCAGGCGGCAUACAUCAGUGUGCACCCGGAAGCCUACUCUAACCCGUUCUAUAAAGCAGCGCCGCCGGGUACUAUUUAUCCGGCCUUGAUUAUUGCCAUUCUCGCGGCGAUCGUUGCAUCGCAGGCCAUUAUCACUGCAACUUUCCAGCUUCUGGCACAAGUGAUGAAGCUAUCCUACUUACCCCAGAUCAAAGUGGUACACACGUCCGAUGUGUUCCACGGCCAGCUCUAUAUUCCGAUUGUCAACUGGCUCUUGAUGGUUGGGACGAUCCUGGUAGCGUCGAUCUACAAUAACACCACAUCCCUUGGAAAUGCAUACGGUGUCUGUGUCAUCUUUGUCACGUUCUUUGACACCUGUAUGGUCUCGAUGGUAGCAAUAUUCGUGUGGCGCAUCAGCCCAUUCAUUGUCUUUAUACCUUGGCUUGUGAUCGCUUGUUUUGAUGGGGCAUAUCUUUCAUCAGCACUCACGAAGGUUCCUACAGGUGCAUGGUUCACUCUAGCGCUAGCGACCAUUCUAGCACUCGUGUUCCUAUUAUGGAGAUUUGGGAAAGAGCAGCAGUGGUUUGCCGAGGCCGAGGAUCGGUUCCCUACCUCACAUUUCGUGACCAAAGAUCCAGAUGGUAGGAUGCGUCUCACCGACCGCUUCAACGGAGUCCCUUUGAGCACCAACCCCGGGGUCGGGAUCUUCUUCGACAAGGCGGGCGAGACCACCCCUAUCGUGUUCAGUCAAUUCGUCCUCAAGCUCACCUCUAUGCCGGAAGUAAUCGUGUUCUUCCACUUGCGACCCCUCGAGACGCCAUCAGUCCCCGUGGAAGACAGGUAUACCGUUUCGCGGCUCGCCAUCCCCAACUGCUAUCGGCUUGUGGUCCGUUACGGCUACAAUGAUGAGAUCAUGACUCCGAAUCUAGCCAGUACCAUCACGGAUCAGGUCCGCAGAUACCUUAUCGACAAUGGGCACGGCAUGGAGCUGGAUGGAGUCGCAAUGAGUGGACAUCGAUCUCCGAGCACAGAAAGUCAGGGAGAAAGUGGAUCGGAGGCAGCACAGUCCAGCAGCCUGGUACGAUAUAGUGACCCGCUGAACAAGCUCGAGCGCGCGUGUGUGCAUAGCAUCCUCUAUAUCACCGGCAAGGAGCAGAUGAGGAUCAAGAAAGGCACCAAUAUGUUCCGCGGUCUGGUGCUCUGGAUCUUCUUGUGGAUCAGAGAUAACACCAGGGCCAAGAUUGCAUCUUUGGGUCUCGAGGCAGAACGGGUGAUUGAAGUUGGGUUUCUGAAGGAUAUCUGAGGCUGUGCAUAGUGGUUGAUCACCAAUAGGAAGUGACCCAAGGUAAUGGGGAAUACUAUCACGACAGACUGUACAGAGAUCACGAAUCAACGAAUCAUAG
Messenger RNA from Aspergillus brunneoviolaceus CBS 621.78, 2810 nucleotides. Its product is annotated as K+ transporter. Gene Ontology annotation, biological process: potassium ion transmembrane transport. Gene Ontology annotation, molecular function: potassium ion transmembrane transporter activity. Lineage: Eukaryota; Fungi; Ascomycota; Eurotiomycetes; Eurotiales; Aspergillaceae. The transcript has 5 exons. Gene Ontology annotation, cellular component: membrane. The coding region runs from base 350 to 2710 and encodes 786 amino acids. The record is from RefSeq and is a predicted model, not a curated record.